CUUGUAUCCGCCUUACGAACAGCUCGCAAACGGCGAAGUACUUUUUUUUUUUUUUUUUUUUUUUUUAAUCCAUAACCGUAAAGCAGUACUAUGCAGCAUGUGGAUCCAAUAGCUCAAUAACCACCUGUGCCAGUGGGUGGAAUUGGAGAUGAGGGACGACGGCCGCAAAGGUGAACUCGUCAGCCCCUCUUUAGUCAGGCCCAGCAUCACCCAGAAUUCGAUCAAUUUGAAUGGGCAUACGGCAAACAGCCUAAACCACACGACCGCCGGAUCACAGCUCGAGUCUCCAACUCCGAGUCCAGAACCCGUCUCGAACGCGACCAUCUCCAGGGGUCAUUGGGGCGGGAAGUACGAGUUCCUGCUUUCUUGCCUCGGAUACUGCGUGGGUUUAGGGAAUGUGUGGCGGUUCCCUUACCUUUGCUAUCGCAAUGGAGGAGGUGUUUUUCUUAUCCCCUAUUUCAUCAUGCUCUUUGUUACGGGCGUUCCGCUCUUCCUCAUGGAGCUGUGUCUCGGCCAGUACGGAGCAGCCGGCCCGGUCACCGUAUGGAAAUGCUGCCCUCUGCUUAAAGGUAUCGGCAUUGGCAUGCUGUGCGUGGCUGUGCUGGUGUCUCUUUACUACAACGUCAUUAUGGCGUGGACGUUUUAUUACCUGGGCAGCUCGUUCCAAUAUCCGUUGCCUUGGUCAUGCGACGCCGUCGCCAACGCUGCCAUCUGCAACGGCUCCAGUGGGCAAAGUCUCAGCCCCUCGGAGAUCUUCUGGAAUGAGCGUGUGCUGGGUGUGGUGAACAGCGCGGGCCUUCAUGACCCAGGUCCAGUCCGCUGGCCUCUGGCCCUGUGCCUCCUGGCUGCCUGGGUCAUCGUCUUCUUGUGUAUGCUGAAGGGCAUCCACAGCGCUGGCAAGGUGGUUUAUGUCACGGCUACAUUCCCGUACUUGAUCCUGCUAGUUUUGAUCAUAAGAGGUGCUACUCUCCAAGGCUCUCUUCAGGGCAUCGCUUUUUACCUCACGCCCGACUGGAGACGAUUAACCAGCGCGCAGGUUUGGAAUGAUGCAGCUUCACAGAUCUUCUACUCGUUGGGUAUCGGGAUUGGAGGAGUGCUUUCCAUGGCCUCCUAUAAUAAGUUUGACAACAAUGUCAUCAGAGACACGAUCAUUAUCACCACUGGAAACUGCCUCACAAGCUUUUUUGCAGGUUUUGCUAUAUUUUCAGUUCUGGGCCACAUGGCGUGGAGGAGAGGGGUGCCGGUUGAAAACGUGGCAGUUUCCGGUCCUGGAUUAGCAUUUGUUGCUUACCCGGAGGCCCUCGCUCUUCUGCCAGGCUCAGCGUUCUGGUCCGUGCUCUUCUUCCUGAUGCUUUUCAUGCUGGGGAUUGACACGCUUUUUGGCAACAUCGAGGGCAUAACCACUGCGGUACUGGAUGAGUUUCCACAACUGCGGAGGAACACCAAGCACAAGUCGUUGUUUCUUGCCGUGCUUUGCAGUUGCCUCUACCUGAUGGGUCUUCUCUUAGUAACUGAUGGGGGAAUUUACUGGUUCACUCUCAUUGACUCCUUCAGCACUAGUUUUGGUCUCAUCAUCCUCACCCUCUUCAUGUGCCUUGGCAUCUCCUUCGUCUAUGGAGUCAACCAGUUUUGCCAGGACAUCAUCGACAUGAUCCGUUAUUGCCCUCCCUGGUGCACCAAAGUUUUGUUGUACUUCAAAGCAUGCUGGGUAUUCUUCACGCCGUUUCUUCUUUUGUUUAUCCUGACCUACAUCUUCAUUGAGAUGUACAGCACGUCUCUCCAUUACGGCAGCUACGUGUAUCCUCGCUGGGGCAAAGCGUUGGGGGUGUGCAUGGCUACGACGUGCUGUCUGCAGAUCCUCAUUUGGGCCAUUGUAGCCAUCUGCAAGGAAACUGGAACACUGAAAGAACGUUUCCACAAAUCAAUUCAACCACUGAACUCCUGGCGGUCAAACGUCGCAGGGGGAGUGGGGGGGAAUGUGGCUGCCGAAAGGGUGGAGGAUCUUUUCUCAGUCACUCUCACUGACAUGGACUUUACUGCGAUGACAUGGGAGGAAGGGAGACCGUUUUGACGACAUGAGGAACCACUCAGAGGGGAGCAGAUAUUUGUUUUUAUAAUGAACUUAAAAUAUUAUGACUUAAUUUUCUUUAGGUUGGGAUAAAACCCGUCACCAUAUUUUAUCACGCAAAAUUAUUGCUAGAUAAUGCUGCUUUAUUUAUCACUUAUCUUUUUAAAUUGUUUCAAUGUUUUCUCAAAGUGGACUGUUAACACCUCAAAUUUAAACUGAAUAGCUUAAAUAAAAUGCCAAAUGAUGUUUAUUUUACAAUAGUAUCUAGUUUAUUGCAGACUUACACAAUUCACAGGGCCAAUUGUCAGUAAAGAUUCUUGACUUCUUAUUGUAAAGUAUAUUCCGUCAGUCAUUUAAACAUAGCUGUAUACUGUGUAUUUAAAUUGUUUUUAAUAUAAGGAUGGAAAUUGGUUUUUAUUCUGUGUGCUGUUUUUUUCAUUUUUUUUCAUUUAAUAUCCCUGUAAAGACACCUUAUCUGGUAUGAGGUAAGUUGAAUAAAAUUGACUUUUUAAAUCGUU
Molecule: messenger RNA, 2586 nt
Organism: Syngnathus typhle (broad-nosed pipefish)
Lineage: Eukaryota; Metazoa; Chordata; Actinopteri; Syngnathiformes; Syngnathidae
Gene: slc6a7
Product: solute carrier family 6 member 7
Exons: 14
Coding region: 149-2071 (640 amino acids)
Biological process (GO): sodium ion transmembrane transport
Cellular component (GO): membrane
Molecular function (GO): L-proline transmembrane transporter activity
Source: RefSeq, a predicted model, not a curated record